Molecule: messenger RNA, 513 nt
Organism: Entamoeba invadens IP1
Lineage: Eukaryota; Evosea; Mastigamoebida; Endamoebidae
Exons: 1
Coding region: 1-513 (170 amino acids)
Source: RefSeq, a predicted model, not a curated record
AUGUUGACAGUCGUAUUUUUGUUGCUAAUUUCGCUGAGCGAGUCGAUUAAUUUAAAGAAGCGUUCUUCCAAGUACGCCGACAAACUUGCGAACAAACUUGUGAAUUCCGAAAAGAAGCGAUUCAACGCGGAGACGUGUCGCAAUUCAACCGAGUCACAGUGUUUCUUAUGCAAAGACAAAGUCAUCGAAGAUGAAGAGUACUGCGACCACCCAACUACAGUCGAACAAAGGUGUAUGUGUCGAGCUGCAAAGCAUAUGUGGAGAACAAUGUAUGAAAACGUCGAGGAUAAACUUCAAACCGUUGCUGAAGCCUGUUCCUUCGUGUGUGAUAUCAAAAAAAUUAACGAGACAAUCGCUUCAGACAACUCUACUGCAAAGGCCGAACAAAACAUUACUGAAAUCAUUGACUACCAAAACGGAACAAUCACUAAACAAUCCCUUGCUAAGAAAAAUAGUACUCCAGCUCUUCUCACUUCCUUGGCUGCAUUGUCAAUGUUCCUUUUGUUCUUCUAA